CCGCUAACAAGGUGAAAUAGGAAAUUUCACGCGGCCUCGCGCGGACAAUUUUUUAGCUCAAAAAAUGUAGAAUUUAUUCAAUAAGAAUGGCCUAUGUCACAAUCGAUUUCGACGAUCUCGAGUUCUUCGAGAAGUGCGGAGGGGGUGCGUUUGGUUCUGUGUACAGGGCAAGGUGGAAGUCGCAAGACAAAGAGGUGGCGGUGAAGAAGCUACUGAGCUUGGGGAAAGAGGCAAGCAUUCUGAGCAUGCUCAGUCACAAGCAUAUCAUCAAGUUUUUUGGAGCAGUCAACUCAAAGCCAAACUUCUGCCUUGUUACAGAAUAUGCUGCUAAUGGAUGUCUUUAUGAUCACCUUGCAAACAAUAAGCUCAAUUUUGAGCAAAUUCUAAGAUGGUCCACAGAGAUCGCACUUGGAAUCAAUUAUCUCCACCAUGAAGCUCCAGUGAAAGUAAUUCACAGAGAUCUGAAGUCCAAAAAUGUUGUGAUUUGCUCUAACCUAACAAUCAAAAUUUGUGACUUUGGUACAUCAAGAUUCCUUAACAACACAACUAAAAUGUCCCUGGUGGGAACCUAUCCUUGGAUGGCUCCUGAGGUGAUCCAAAGCUUACCUAUCUCUGAGGCCUGUGACACUUUUUCAUAUGCUGUGGUCUUGUGGGAGAUGCUAACCCAAGAGGUACCCUUUAAAGGACUUCUUGGUGUGCAAGUUGCUUGGCUGGUUGUGGUUGAGGGAGAGAGGUUGACUAUUCCAAGCACUUGCCCUGAAAGGUUUGCAAAGCUCAUGAGUGAAUGCUGGCUUGCAGAACCAAAGGAACGUCCAGAUUUUAUGGAAAUCCUGACCAUACUGAAAUCAAUGAAUGGAGAUGCGUCUUUGCAGCGGGAAACAGACUCUUUCAUCCAACAGAAAAUGGAAUGGAGUAAUGAAAUUGAAGCUACCUUAAACAGACUUAAGAAGUUAGAAAAGGAUCUGACUGUCAAAGAGAAGGAAUUACGUGAGAGAGAAAUACGUAUUCUUGAAAGAGAGAAGGAAAUAACUGAGCUACAAUCACUUUCAAAGGUUCUGGACAAACAUGAUGUAAAUGCUUGGUCAGAGAGCGACGUGUGUUUGUGGCUGCAGCAAGUUGCACAGAAUAGUGGCCACAAGGAUUUGAUUAUGUAUGUACCUCUGUUCCAGGAUAAUCACAUCACUGGUCGAAGACUUGUUCUGCUAACAGAGGAUAAUUUGAAAGCACUGGGCGUGGAAUCCUUAGGACACAGGAUUGAAUUAAUGGAACAAAUUGGACAUCUGAGGUCUGAGAGUGAAUCGAUGAUGCAUUUUCCACCGCUGCAAUCUAAGGAUGGCUGUUCUUUGGUCAAUGGUAAUCCGACGAAUCAACAGCAGCAGCAACAACAACAGCAGUUAACUCUUAUCUUGAUGUUCGGGAAUCAUUGUAGAAUGGGACAAUCAACACAGCAGGAGCACAAGUGGAAGAUGUUCUUGGAAAUCGAUGGCGAUGAAACGGCCUUGCUUCUGGUGAAGAGCGUAACCUUCUUCAUCAAGUCAACCAGUGAGGUCCAAACAAUUAAUCAGCCUCCUUAUGUAAUGGACCGCUGGAGGAAUAGUACUGCGGGCGCACCUCCUGUGGUCGAGUGCAUAGUGAAUUAUGAGGGUGAUGUGAAGAAGCCAAAGAGUACAAAACAUCUUCACACAGUUGUACUCCAGGAGACUGGGUCAACGGUUACAAAAACUGUCCAGUUAACAUUGAAGCAGUCUGCGGUUUCCAGCGCAGCUGCCAGAAUGAACAACCGCCUGGAGACGCCUUCAUCACAAUCUCCCACCCCUCCCGGCUCGCCAAGCGUUCUCAAAGCCUCGGGUUCAAGACGCUCUUCCUUCUCCAAUCCCCCGCAACCGCUAUUGAACGCGGUUCGUAGCAAGCAGGAGAAUUUCACGAGUGCAUUCCCGGUGACGUGGGCUCAGAGAGUAGCCUUCAGUACUCCCACUGGCCCCUCAAAAAGUCCUCAGAAGAGUCCGUCAAGAUUGGUCCCUUCCGCUGGACCCUCUCCGGUACGGAGCCCAACUAAUAGCUCUCCUUGGAGCGCCUCCAGCAGCUCGCAGUCUAACAGAGCUUAUCCGCCGAACUGGGAUGCAAGCUGGAUCUCUGACAGCAGUCCCAAGCCUCGCUCAUCUACUUUUCCCCUUGAAUCCACUCAAGGUCCUGGGAAAGAGUCAAGAUCGAAUCAACAACAGCAGCGAUCGAGAGGGAGGGGAGGCAGGUGCAGAGGUGCGAGUGGAGGACGCUAUUGGGAGCAGAACUAUCAACGCAGUGUCAGCGACUCAAAAUAUGCUGCAAGAAGCCCGCAUUUUCAGGACAAUGAAGGAAUAAAACAUCGUACAACCACUAGCGAAGGAGCAGUGCCGCCUGCCUAUAGAAAAAUCAGCGAUUUCUCAAGAAAUCGCGCACAGCGAGGUAAAACUCGCGCUGUGGAUGACGAUGGAGAAAAAGGUGACGCGAAAAAUAGUGAAGAGUCGACGUCCAGCAGAGGUGACAGUGCAAGUACGCAAAGUAGCAGUGACAGCACCGCGGACUGGUGCACUGUAACACACAGGAAGACUCAUUCACAGAGAACUGAAAGCGCAGAUUCACGAACAAGCGACCAAAGAACGUUUGAUCAGUCACGCGAUAAGCGAACCUUCGGUGAGGGGAGGGGCGGAAGGGGCGGCCAUCAUGGUAGGGGCAAUCGGGGUCGAGGCGACCGGGGUCGGGGCGAUCGGGGUCGGGGCCGGGGCCGGGGCCGGAGCAGUGGUGGCCCCGGGGGACGUGGAAGGGGUGGAAGGGGGUAGAAUUAAUCACAUGCCAAGAGCGACUCAUGUCUUGGUCACCCGCUUACGACGAAGCAAGUGGUUAUUGAAUCCAUUGUUUUUAUAGAGGAAUUGUUUGCUAGAAAGAAACGGCAAUGGCCUCAGAUCGAAUCCCAGAGAAGCGGCGCAUAGAAAAGACGUGUUGUUGCUUUCCUCCUAUGAUAAUAUGAUCCCAGGCUAAUUUAAUGUAUUCAGUCUCAAUUGUCAAACUCUUGGGAAAGAAAGUUAUUCUCGGUCGUUUGCUAUUUUUAAGGCAAUUAAACAAAAAAUACUAACAGGGAAUUAAUUUAAAAAUAAUACGAAAUAAAUCUUUGAUAUCCACACAUUUUCUCUUACAUUCCAUCACGCGUUUCAUAUCUUCAUUUUUAUUCAUCAUCUUGGUACCUUUUGCUACACAACACAUCAUUUCAUUAUUGAGAAUACAUCCAGAGUUACACAGUCGUCCAACGUAAUAAUGUUGCGAAACACUGAUCCAGUACAGUAAAAUGAAUAGUAAUUAUUUUUUCCAGAAUUUAAUUGAUAAGAACAACAAUAAAUUUUGAAAUAUUCCAUUUAA
This is a messenger RNA of Orbicella faveolata, 3390 nucleotides long. Its product is annotated as mitogen-activated protein kinase kinase kinase 20-like. Gene Ontology annotation, biological process: protein phosphorylation. Gene Ontology annotation, molecular function: protein binding; ATP binding; protein serine/threonine kinase activity. NCBI's taxonomy places the organism in Eukaryota, Metazoa, Cnidaria, Anthozoa, Scleractinia, Merulinidae. Gene Ontology annotation, cellular component: cytoplasm. The record is from RefSeq and is a predicted model, not a curated record.